Molecule: messenger RNA, 300 nt
Organism: Funneliformis geosporum
Lineage: Eukaryota; Fungi; Glomeromycota; Glomeromycetes; Glomerales; Glomeraceae
Source: the annotation of a GenBank genome assembly
AUGAAUUUAAAUAUUAGAAGGCUUGAAAACACAAUUUCUGAAUGGAAUGGAAGAAACAAAGUAUUUCAAAAACAAAGCAAAUCUAGGUCAAGAACGACUGCAUCUAAACUUAUCAUAAGAAUUGUAGAAGCUAAUGAACCAUUAAGUGACAAAGAUGUGAAAACUCAUAUUGAAAUCAUAAAGCCAAAUAAUGUUAAAAAAUUUAGAUUGUUUUAUAAGGUUUUUGAUGUAGUUCAAGCUCAAGAUGAUUCCAAAUUUUAUUUAGCUACUGAAAGGGUAAAGCAUGGAAAUUUAGAGUGA